AUGAGCGUUUGGUCAUCGUGGGCCCUGUCAGUGCCGACUAUUGCAGGAAAGCAUUCUAUCCAACCUUCCUCUGCAGGAAAAUGGCCGAUCAUUCAUUCUAACGGUGGUUCAAAAGAAUCCAGUUAUGUAUCGGACCAUAUUCAGCUGGUUUCGUUUAAAGAAAAUUCAGGAUCGUUCUCGUAUGCAAAUCACUAUUACCAAGAGCGAUUCAAUUUCAGCGAUCCUGAUAAUGAUACCACACUGAUGGAUUAUUUGAAGAGCGCUCACGAAAAUAAAGAGGAGAUACAUCGCGUGGCUCAACAGUUGAAUAUUGACACUCUACUGCCCUUAUCUUUUGUUAAACUUUCUAAUGGACAGACAAGACGCGCACGACUAGCACGAGCGUUAUUAAGGAACCCAUCGAUGCUCGUAUUGGAUGAGCCGUUGAUGGGUUUGGAUACUCGCCACCGGAAACAUUUAUUAGACCUGCUUGGCGAGUUAGCAACAAAGUCAUCUGUCCCCAUGGUGCUUGUUUUAAGGCCUCAGGACGAAUUUCCUACUUGGGCAACCGAUGUCAUCGAAUUAAAGCAUAUGAGGAUUUGCUGGAAGGGCAAGUCCCAUGAAUACCUACACAAGCAUAAAGAAGAGCUUCAAUCCGAGAGAAGGAGACUUGAGGAAGAAAACCAGAAGAACAGCCUAGCACAAAAGAACAAAGCAACCUCUAUGACGAGUCCAGCUGUAGUAGAGAUGAAAAACGUCAAAGUCACGUAUAGUGGACGGCCUAUUUUACGCGAUAUUAAUUGGACGGUACGAAAGGGAGAACGGUGGGCAUUACUGGGGCCCAACGGAUCAGGCAAAACAACUCUGUUGUCAUUUUUGACCGGUGAUCAUCCACAAGCCUAUGCAAAUGAUCUCUCCUUAUUUGGACGCCGUCGUGGUACUGGAGAGUCCAUUUGGGAAAUCAAACAAAAAGUGGGCCUUGUGAGCCCUGAAAUUCAUUUGUACUUUAACCAAAUGCUGACGGCUUUAGAGGCAGCAGGAACUGGUUUCUUUGAUGUAGUGGUUCCUCGCCCAUUGAAUGGAGAACAAACAAAAACCAUUCAAAGACUGUUUACUGAGCUUGGUAUGAACACGAUGUUACAUCGAUCCUUGAAGGACAUGUCAACAGGCGAACAAAGAAUGGUAUUAUUGAUUCGAUCGCUGGUCAAAAUGCCAGAGUUGAUCAUCUGGGACGAGCCUUUUCAGUCCUUGGAUAGUCAUAUGAUUCGUAACGUCCAUACAUGGCUAGAAGACCAUAUGAGACCUGAUCAGACUCUCAUUAUGGUCACUCAUCAUGAACAAGAAAUUCCGCGUGCAGUGACCAAGAGAUUUGAACUUACUUCAGACGGCCUGCAAGCAAAUUAA
Messenger RNA from Mycotypha africana, 1383 nucleotides. RefSeq names its product P-loop containing nucleoside triphosphate hydrolase protein. Gene Ontology annotation, cellular component: mitochondrion. Gene Ontology annotation, molecular function: ATP binding; ATP hydrolysis activity. The record is from RefSeq and is a predicted model, not a curated record. The coding region runs from base 1 to 1383 and encodes 460 amino acids. The transcript is spliced from 5 exons. NCBI's taxonomy places the organism in Eukaryota, Fungi, Mucoromycota, Mucoromycetes, Mucorales, Mycotyphaceae.